This is a messenger RNA of Epinephelus moara (kelp grouper), 9548 nucleotides long. It is a transcript of the gene mylka, whose product is annotated as myosin, light chain kinase a. The transcript has 36 exons. Gene Ontology annotation, biological process: protein phosphorylation. Gene Ontology annotation, molecular function: protein kinase activity; ATP binding; protein binding. The record is from RefSeq and is a predicted model, not a curated record. Lineage: Eukaryota; Metazoa; Chordata; Actinopteri; Perciformes; Serranidae. The coding region runs from base 88 to 5388 and encodes 1766 amino acids.
AUUCAGGUGAAGAAAACUCUGCUGUUGGACACAGAACCUCCUCAGUGAGUCCGUGAGGAAGGAGGCCCACAGGAGCACCAGAGGAGGAUGAGUGACGUCCGCUUGGGUUCAGUUUCCUCCGCCGUCUCCAAGGUAACAGGCCCGCCACCAGGAUGCAGUUCCUGCAGCAUCGAGCCUCCGGCCUUCGUUCUUCCUCCUCGCAACGCCCGGGUGGUCCUGGGAGGAGACGCCCGACUGGAGGGGAAGGUGCGAGGUCAUCCUGAGCCUCAGGUCACAUGGCACAGAGAGGGGAGCCCUGUCAUUGGUGGAGAGCGCUGCGUCGUGCAGCAAGGUGGGCGGGGCACCUUCAGCCUGGUCGUGGGCGGAGUCAGAGAGGAAGAUGUGGGCCGUUACACCUGCCAAGCAACCAAUCAGGCGGGGAGCCGUCAGGUGACUGUGGAGAUCCUCCUGGAAGAGAAUUCUGGGAAGAAAUACGGCCUCCCGUCCGCCAUGAAAACAGGGUGUCGCUCUGCCGUCCCGUCGGUGGGGAACAGGCCCAGUAUCUGGGGGGAGAGUCCGCCCAAGUUUGUCACUAAACCGAGCCGAGUGUUCGCCAAGCCGGGACAGACCGGGAAGUUCAGCGCCAAAACAACGGGACGCCCACAGCCCCAGGUCACAUGGCACAAGGGGGAGGUGGAGCUUCAGUCUUCUGCGCGGAUCAGUAUGUACGAGCGCUCUGGGCUGCACUUCCUAGAGAUAAAGGAAGUGUGUGUGGAGGAUGCAGGAAGUUACACGUGCUUGGUAAUCAACAGCGCCGGGACAGCAACCGCCUCCUCUACGCUCCACGUCCAGGGUGUUCCUCAAGACUCGUCCAGCAGCGUCACCUCAGCUGAGUCCACACACACCAGCAGCAGUAACCUGACAGCUGCUCCCAGUGGUCCCAGUGCUCCCAGCACCCAGGCAGAGCAGCCCAGGCCCAGGGAGAGGGAGCAGCAGAGCCCCCUGUCUCAUACAGCCUCCUCCUGGAGGAGCAAACCUCCUGUACAGCUCCCUCUUGUGGCUGAGAGGAGAACUGCAGCUGCCCAGGUCCAGUCAGUCUUUAGUCCUGAUCCAGGUCAGACCAGUUCAGUCCAGCAGGCAGAGAGCAGCUCAGUCAGCAGCAGGGCUGUGAGGAGGUCGGUGACGGGGUCCAACCUGCGGUUCGAGGCUGUUCCUCUGGACCAGGAGGCCACAGAAGGAGCACAGGUCACAUUCACCUGCCAAGUCUCCUCUGUGGCCUUUGCCGUGGUGACAUGGCUGAAGGACGGGGGUCCAGUGAGGACGGGUCUGCGGCAGAGACAGGAUGGGACACGUCUCAGUCUCACCAUGGACAGAGUGAGACAGGAGGACGAGGGGACGUACAGGUGUCAGCUGAUCACUGCUGGAGGACUCACUGUCCACUCUGCAGAAUGGACGCUCCGUGUCCUCAAGAGUCCUGUUCCAGCAAGUACUCAUUCCUCAUACGUCGAGGGCGUGGCUUCACUGACCGUCCACAGCACAUCACGGCGUGAUGACAGAGCAGAGAGCAGCGCCAGAGUCCAGGUCAAAGACAGACGGCAGGGCUGCAGGUCAAAGGUCACAGAGGUCAGAGGAGUGUGUGAGGCUCCUCGAUUCAUACGCUGCCUCGCCGACCUGAAGGUGAUGGACGGCAGCAAAGUUACCAUGACGGUGGAGCUGGCCGGUAACCCCCCUCCAGAGGUGGUGUGGCUCCAUGAUGGACAGGAGGUGACAGAGUCUGAAGACUUCCACCUCCUCAGGGAGGAGAACCAUUGCACUCUGCUGAUCCAGGAGGUUUUCCCUGAGGACAAUGGGACGUACAGCUGCCAGGCCUGGAACCAGUACGGAGAGGACCACACCCAGUGUCAGCUCACUGUGGAGGAGCCUCAGGACGGCGUUCAGCCCUGGUUCAUCACCAAACCCAAACCGGUGAGCGCCGUUGUGGGUCAGCACGUCCUCCUGUCCUGCGCCAUUGCUGGAGAUCCGUUCCCCCAGUAUACCUGGACCAGAGCUGACCUGAGCCGACCUCUGACCUCUGGAGGAGACUACGAACUGCUGCAGAAAGAGGACGUCAUCUCACUGCUGAUCAGGAGAGUUAAAAAGCAUCAUGCUGGAGACUACCUGAUCACUCUGAGGAACAAUGUUGGGGAGUGCAGCGCUUUGGCCUGUCUGUCCGUCACUGGUGGAGAAACGGACAGGACGAGAGGACGAGAAGGAGGAGCAGGAGAAGACGACAGCCCUGCAGCAGGAGGAAGAGGAGGAGGAGGAGGAGCAGCUGGUGGGACUGCUGUGCUGAGAGGAGGUGCCAGAGAAGGAGGCGUGGAGCAGAGAAGCAGCAGCAGCAGCCGUGGUGUCAGUCGGCAGUGGCAGGAGGCCAACCAGGAGCAGAAGGAGAACCAGCAACUCCUGCACCUGCACAAGGAGGAGAAGAAGAAGAAGGAGGGCAACCAGGACUCUGCCACUGCCACCACCGCCUCCGCCGCCCCCCGAGGCCUCCUCAAGCGCUGUGUGGAAACCAGGGAGCGCGGUGAAGAGGAGCUGCGACAGAGGGAGGCGCAGCAGCUCGACUUCCGCUCGCUUCUGGGACGGCGAGCUCUCAACGCCAAAAACAACCAGGAAGAGGAGCUGAGGGAGGCCGGCCUCGCCGCCGCCGCAGAGCACAGCCACCAGAUGGAUUUUAAGGCCAACCUCAAAGGUGUCAAAGCCAAGGCAGAGGAUGACCGUAAGGGGAACUCCCCGCAGCAGGUCGACUUCCGUAGCGUGCUGGGGAAGAAGGGCGCCGCCAGCAACGGCAACAAACCUGCAGAGACCCCCGGAAAGAACUCUGCCGACUUCCGCUCCGUCCUCGCCAACAAGAAGAAGCCAGGUAGCCCCGAGAAGAACGGGGAGACCGGGAAGGCCGCAGUGAACAACUGCGUUGAUGGAGGGAUUAACGAGAAGAAGAGUGGAGGUGGAGGAGGAGGAGGAGGGAAGGCGCCGGAGAUGGUGGAGAAGCUGAGCGACGUGACGGUGCUGGAUGGACAGCGGCUCCGGCUGCAGUGCCGCCUCGCCUCCUCGGAUCCUGCAGAUGCCACCGUCACCUGGACGCUGGACGGGAAGAUCAUCAAGCCGUCCAAGUUCAUCAUCCUCGCCAAUGAAGGCGGCCUGUGCUCUCUGACUAUAGACAAAGCUCUCCCAGAGGAUGAAGGACAGUAUAAAUGCAGGGCCGAGAAUGCAGGAGGAAAAGCUGAAUGUUGCUGUAUGGUUCUCGUCGAUGAUCCGACAGAGAACUCUCCAGCUGACAAGAAGUCCAAGAAGGCGACUCCGACCUCAGAGAGUGAAGCCAGAAUAAAGAAACCAACCGCCAAGACUCCGCCCAAACAAGCUGCUCCUCCUCAGAUCCUGCAGUUCCCAGAGGACAUGAAGAUCCUGGCGGGAGAGAAGGUGGAGAUCCUCUGCAAGUUCUCUGGAGCUCCACCCAUCAACUGCACCUGGCUGAAGUUCAGGAAACCAAUCCAGGAGGGCUCGUCUGAUAUCUCCAUAGAGAGCACAGACAGCAGCAGUAAACUGACCAUCAGCAGCGGUCAGCAGGAACACUGUGGGUGUUACACCAUCGAGCUGAGGAACAGCUACGGCCUCCGACAGGCCGCCCUCAACCUCACCAUCGUCGAUAAACCCGACCCCCCAGCGAAGGUCCCCGCAGCCUCAGACAUCCGGCGGUCCAGUCUGACUCUGUCAUGGUACGGGCCGACCUAUGACGGAGGCAGCGCCGUGCAGUCCUACAACCUGGAGAUCUGGGACUCUGUGGACAAGCAGUGGAAACACCUGGUGUCCUGCAACAGCACCUCCUACAACAUACAGAACCUUCUUCCAGAACGUCAGUAUAAAUUUCGCAUCCGUGCGGAGAACAUCUACGGAGUCGGAGAACCAAGUGCCGAAUCUGAACCUGUGACUGUUGGACUAGUGGACGAUGAGGAAGAGGCCGAGGUAGAGGAGGAGGAUGAAGACUCAGAGAAGGAGCCGGACUACAGAGAUGUGACCAUCAGAACAGACACGAAGGUGAAGGAGCUGUAUGACGUCGAGGAGCGGCUGGGGACGGGGAAGUUCGGUCAGGUCUUCAAACUGGUGGAGAAGGCGACGAAGAAGGUCUGGGCGGGGAAGUUCAUCAAGGCGUACUCGGCAAAGGAGAAGGAGAACGUCCGGCAGGAGAUCGGCAUCAUGAACAGCCUCCAUCACCCCAAACUGGUCCAGUGUAUUGAUGCCUUCGAGGGCAAGUCCGACAUCGUCAUGGUGCUCGAGAUGAUCUCAGGCGGCGAGCUAUUUGAGCGCAUCAUCGACGAGGACUUUGAGCUGACGGAGAGGGAGGUGAUCAAAUACAUGCUGCAGAUCAUCGACGGAGUCAGCUUCAUCCACAAACAGGGCAUCGUCCACCUCGACCUCAAACCAGAGAACAUCAUGUGUGUCAACAAGACCGGCAGCAAGAUCAAACUCAUCGACUUCGGCCUUGCCCGCCGACUAGAAAACGCAGGAACUCUUAAGGUUUUGUUUGGGACUCCAGAGUUUGUGGCUCCAGAAGUGAUCAACUAUGAAGCCAUCAGUUAUCCCACUGACAUGUGGAGUAUAGGAGUCAUCUGUUAUAUACUGCUGAGCGGUUUGUCUCCCUUCAUGGGCGACAACGAUAACGAGACUCUGUCCAACGUCACCUCGGCCACCUGGGACUUUGAGGACGAGGCCUUCGAUGAAAUCUCAGACAACGCCAAAGACUUCAUCACCAACCUGCUGAAGAAAGACAUGAAGGCUCGGCUCACCUGUGCUCGGUGUUAUGAACACACCUGGCUGAAGCAAGACACCAACACCAUGAAGGCCAAGAAGCUCUCCAAGGAGAGGAUGAAGAAGUACAUCCUGAGGAGGAAAUGGCAGAAAACGGGUCAUGCUGUCCGAGCCAUCGGCAGACUGUCGUCCAUGGCCAUGAUGGCCGGAGUGAGCGCCAAGAAGGGCUCCCCCACCGAAGAGGAUAACCAGUUCCUGGAGUGUUUGGAGUACGAGCAGAAGACGGAGUGUAAGCCGACAUUCAGCUCAGUCAUCAAAGACGUGGAGGUGGUGGAGGGCAGCGCCGCUCGCUUCGACUGCAAGAUCGAAGGUUACCCCGACCCAGAGGUGGUGUGGUACAAAGACGAACAGCCGAUCAAAGAGACCCGACACUUCCAGAUCGACUACGACGAAGAGGGAAACUGUAGUCUGGUCAUUUCAGAGGUGUCAGGCGAUGACGACGCCAAGUACACGGUGAAGGCAGUCAACAGUCUUGGGGAGGCAACGUGCACCGCUGAGCUGCUGGUGGAGGUGAUGGCUGGAGAGGAAGAGGAGGAAGAGGAGGAAGAGGAAGAGGAGGAAUAAAUCAGUGUUGGUCUGGACUCCCACAGGAAGCGUAGGAGGAGGUGGUGCUUUUCUUCAGCUUGUCCGACCUGAGUAGGAAACACUUACCCAUAAAUAACAGAUUGUGAUUGGAGGAGCAGGUGGGCGGGGUUUGUAUUGACCGUGUAAUGACAGUAUUUAAAAAAAGUCUCUAACUCACCAGUCAAACCACACACCGAACAGCGCAACUAUAAUCUCUUUUAGUGAUGGUCAAACUCUGCCCACCUGACACCUGGAGAACAGAAGCCCCGUCCCUUUCAGGUUAGCCUCUAUUCAUUGGUGGGUCUCCUCUUACAUUGUAUUUCAUUGCUUUUUCUUAAUGACGUAUAAUUAAAACAGGAUACCUGGGUUUUCUGUCCAUUCUUAAUAUAAUAUUUAAUAUUGAUUCUCGCAAUUUUAAAUAAUUUUUAGCAUGAGUGGCGCCUUGGAGCAAUGUCUUGAUUAGCAGAUCUCCAUUUUGAAAAAAAAAAGUAAGUAAACUAGCUAGUAAACACUGAUCUUAAAUAUUCCAAAAAUCUGUUUUUAACCCAGUGUCAUGUUUCAGGUCUUCACCAAAGACCGAAAAAACCUUUCUGGGGAAACUCACUGAUGAAGAGUUGCUAGCUGAACACAUACUAGUCUUUAACUUCAGUUUGAUGCUUAUGAAAUGUGAAAACGUUUAUUCAUCAUUAACGCUGAGCUCCAGCUCCCAGGGCCCCGUCAUCAAAGACUCAUGGGAGCUGUAGUUGUUGUCAUUGUUUGCAGGGCGUGGGGCUUUAACUGUCUGUUUAACCAACCCAUGAAAACUGUACUGUAUGUGAACCAGACCUGCUCCCUGUGGGAGUCCAGGUGAGGAAGAAGAGGGUAUGAUGGAAGAAGUGAAGAGGAAGAAUGAUGAAGAGCUUUAUAUUCACAGAGUUGGGCCACGUCAGAAUAAAGUGGCUUACUGUGAAAAAGCUCCAAUGACUCCAGACAUCAAGACAGAACUCCAAAAGUAUUUAAGUUGUGUUAGCGUCGCAGCUAACGGUGUGGUGAAGACGAGAGGGAUGAAAAUUACAUUUGUCACCUAAAGAUGAUCCAGAUGUUACUGAUGAUCCCUUCGAGAGAGUCAGACAGCUAACUAGCAUUAGUUAGCAAACAUAACCCCUACUAUUGGUAGCCCAAUAGCUAAUAAACAUUAGCUAAUUAGCAGCAGAGGGUAGGGCUUUGACAGCUUAAUUAAAACAGUUUCAACCACAAGAAUAAAAUUAGUGCAAACAAAACUCAAAUCAGUUAUUUAAAGAUUACUGAAUGGUCUAAUUAUGUACAGAAAUAAUUGGAUGCAACCCUAAAGCUAACAGGUAACAGCUAACAAGCUAACAGCUAACAGUGCAGGGUAUACAGAGGUAUACAGAGGUAUACCCACCUCUUUUUUCUGGCAGUUUACAGUAUACCAACCUAUCAGCCAAAAAGCCAGUGGAAUAUAUAGAAGAGUAAACCCACUUCCUUCCCGAUAAAAUACCCAUCUAAUUACUAGUACACCCACCUCUUGGACUACACUAAACCACGGCUAAUACUGGUUUGCUAACGUCAGCUAAUAAACAUUAGCAGCAGACAUCUGAGCUGUGAGAAGUGAAUUAAAACAACUUUGGUCAUAUAAAUACAUUUUAUACAGAAUAUAUGACAGAUUAGUUGAAAAACUAAUAAAUCAGUAACUGCAACAACAAAGCUAACUUCAGAUAGAGCACUAAGUGGAAUUGGUUUGCUGACAUCAGCUAACAAACAUUAGCAGCAGACGUCUGAGCUGUUCAACUGAUGUUAGCUCGCUAGCUAAGAAUAAUUAUUAACUAAGGUCUCUGCUGAGGGGGGUGAAAUAAAUAAUUUACAGGUAAAUAACUAAAGGACCCAAACAGUAGAAAAGGGAAUGAAUGUGUAAGUAAUAAACUAGAGGUAACUUUAGAUGGAGCUCCUUAACAUUUAAUGUUAGCCUGACUGUUAACUGUUAGCUGACAGCUGUGAACCACGCGAACAUGGUUUGUAAUGAAUAAAUAAACAAAUUAAUUAUAAAACUAAUAAAUGUAUUAAUCAGUUAUUAAAGUAUUAAACUGGAUUCAGCCCUAAAGCUCAUUUUAGCUAAUAUUUGUUAGCUAACCUUAGCCUGACUGUUAGCUGACAGCUGUGACCCAUCUGAACACAGUUUGUAAUAAAUAAAUACAUCAGUUAUAAAACUAAUAAAUAUAUUAAUCAGUUAUGAAAGUAUUAAACUGGAUUCAGCCCUAAAGCGAACAUCAAAUGAAGAAAUAUUUGUAGCUAUGGUCGCUGAGGUUAGCUCACCAGCUAAUACAAAUUAGCUCAUUAGCAGCAGAGAUAUAGGGUGUGAGAAUUAAAACAAGGGAUAGAAAAAGAAUAAUCAAAUAAUUAAAGGUUUGGACCGUCAGAAUACAAUUUGAACACAAUGACCAAGAAAAACACAGUUAGCUUGGUAGCUAACGUUGGCAUAAUCCACUUCACACAGUGAUGUUAGCGUAGCUGUCAGACCUGUUUUGAUUUGAGCGUUCUCCGUGUUAGUCUCAGAUUAAAUUUUUAUGUUCUACAAACGUUACCUAGACUUUGGUUAAAAUAGUAGUGUAGUACAGAAGAACACCAGGAAGUGAUAACGUUUACUUCACCACACAGGGUUUAUGGGUAAUGAAGUCUUCCAAGUUCAAACAGUUUCGUGUUGUUGCCACUCUGAGCUGCUACAAACCGAAUGCCUUAACGCUGACGUGACCUCGCUCUGUAAAUAUAAGGCUGAGGGUGAGAGGCAGAAUGGUGACAGUGAUGAUAACUUAUAUAACAAUAACCCAUUUGUAGUCUAUAAUCUAGCUGCUCCCUCUUUGCAUCCGAUGUGUUCAGCUGAGAAACGUUGAAUGUGUCUGUUUGUUUCUUCUCUUCUGUUUGAGCACUUUUCUCGUUACGUUUGUAUUUUUGACUUCGACAGCAGUUUUACCAGCUGACAUCACCUCCGCCUUACGUUGUUCGCCUUAAAGCAACGAGGUGACGCUUUUAACGAUCGUCUGGGUGAUUUAAAACUUUUCUACCACACAUUUGUCACGUCGUGGAACGAAAUAAGUCUUUUUAUCUUGAAAAGACGUUCGUUAGCAUGUAUAGAUGAUCGUCCAGAAUACCCAGAAUGUUUUAUCAGCUCACUGAGUUUUAAAACUUAGCACAUGUUGAAGUUUAGUUUGAAAACACCCGGACAUUUUGAGAUUUUAUGAAAAUCAUGAUAGUACAAGACGUUUUCUCAUAAUCAUGACUCGUGAUCAUGUAAUUAUAAACACAUUUUCACAAUGUCUUAUUACGAGAUACGAAUUUCAUAAUUUCAUUGUAUCUAUUCUGAGUUUGUUGUUAUGUAAUAUUAAACAUCAUGGUGACACAAAGAAGGAAACACUUUAAGAAUCACAGUGAUGUCAUGUUUGACAGACAAAACGAUUUUAUAUUUUUUUUACUGAGCGUUCAGGACGAUAGAAAUAUCGAGGGAAUUUUAUUGAUUUGGCUCAAAGUGAAGUUCGACCAGCAGCUCCAGAUGACCUUUGACCCCUUGGUGUGUGUCUGGUAGAAACCGGAUGUGAUUUAAAGGCGUCUCUGGUGAGCUGACGUGUUUGUGUUCACGCUGAUGUCGAAGUCGUAUCUUUAACUUUUUUUUCUUUGUUUUUUCUUUUUUGCCACAUUCCAGCUGUUUGUGCUUUAAAACAUUUAUUUAAAGGUUUUCAGGGCUGAUUCAGUUUUCAACCAAAAACCAAAGAAACUUCUUUACGAAUUCACAGGUGUGUGUUUGUGUGUGAUCCAUCUAAUGUUUAACCCUUUCCUGGGCCUGUGUGUGUGUUUGGUGGUUGUUUGUUUUUCAGAAUGUUUUUAUUUUUAGACUUAUUUAAUGCACAGAUUCAUAAUUCUAAUAUUAUCAUUUGAGCAUCCGUCUUCUUGGAGAUCUUCUUCGCCACCACUUAAUUUGUCACUGUUCUUACAACUAAACCAAGCAGUGGAGUCACUCCUAGACUGGUUUGUUUUUGUAUUAGAUGUAUGUAGAUUAUAUUUCUCUAAUUUUUAUAAAUAUAUAUCAGUUUGAUGAACUGCAGAUGACAUGUAUGAGAACACUACGACUGUAGUUACUCACAGAUACCAAAUAAAUUUAUCACAAAACCAAA